AUGUUGGAAAGUUGGGUCGAAAAGACGAUUAGAAUAGAAAAUAAACGAUUCAUUGCUGCUAAACAUUUAGAACCUGGAAUAACAUUAUUUGUUGAACCUCCUUUAGCUUCUGUACCUUUGCCUUCUAAAAGACAUCAAAGAUGUAAUUAUUGUCUACGUAAAGCACAGCUUCAAUGCUGCUCUCGAUGUAAAUCAGCUUACUUUUGUAGCAAUGAAUGCUUCCGUAACGCUUGGUUUCACUUUCACAGAAUCUUAUGUGAACCUCAAGAGGCCGAUAUCUAUAUCAAUGUCGACGCAGAUCGAUGGCUGUUGGAAAGAACCGCUCUCACAUUACACAGUCACGAUCGAUUAAGUAAACAGCAACAAUCACACUCUCAUUUUUCUGCAGCCAUCAAAGCAUUGCAGGAACUGGAUACCCCUAAUAUAGCAUUACAAUCAAACCCUGUGGAUGACGUUGCUCAAUCCUUAAAGCCAUCCGACUGUCAGCUCUCUUCUGAUGAACUCAAUUCUCUAUGGCAUCGCUUACAGUCUUGUACAUUCCCUAUUAUUGACUAUGAGCAUUAUAUGGACUAUGUCGCCGUUGGUGUCUAUCCAAUCACUGCCUUAUAUACACAGCACUCGUGUCGCCCAAACGCUGCUCUUAUCUACAAAUUGGGGAAACAGUAUCUCGUGACUAUAGAACCUGUUCAACCUGGGGAGCCGAUCACCAUAGCCUAUGUAGAUUUGAUUUCCACAAAACAAGAUCGCUGGAAUCAGCUGAAAAACAAGUUUGGUCAAAGCUUUGAAUGUCACUGUAUACGUUGCGAAGGCAGUCUAGCAGGAUUUGACGUUGGCUUGGAAAGAGGCCAGUCACUCAUAACUUCUGAAGAAGAGGGUAUGGAGCUGAUCAGUCAACACAUAAAGACAUGGUCCGUAUUGAAUAUGUUUAGGCAUGCAGAACAAACCGAUAAGGACAACUGGACAUCUAUUCAAGUCAUGGAUCCUCCUCAAUUCACUCACUUUAUCUACAGACUAGCCUUUCCAGAAAUUUAUUACGCGACCACUGGAGACAAGAGGCGUCAUCAUGCGACACACUUUACUAAAUGCAUGAGUCGAGACCAUUUGAUACAUAGAUUGACUGCAACCAUAUCUGCCCUACUCAGUGUUCCUCAAGUUCCUCCGUUUGCUCCUUCAACUAUUCACGGUGCAGAAAAAGUGCUUGUCGAAAGGCUCAAAGCGGGUAAAUGGGUCGAGGCAUCAAGAUGCUCUCUGUUUCUUUUUGUUGCCUAUUCUUUACUUUACCCUCCCCUUCAUCCCAAAUUAGCUUACCACAGUUUGAUCUUGGCAAAGUCAUGUUGGAACGCACUCAUCGAAAUGGAAUUGAUUGGUGUAGAACGAAAACUAGAAAAAAUCUACGCAAACGGUACAGGUGUAUGGAUCGAAUGGGCCAAGGUGGCUGUUAACUCGACAUUUGGAAAGGAGCUUUCACUAUGGAGAGAGCUUGUUGAGCUUCAGUGGGUGUUUAACAGAGAACAACAAAAUAAACGCUCCCUUAAAUUUCAAACUGUGGAUAAAUUUGAGUGGACGCAAACACUUGUUCAAUCUGAACGAGUUGCUUCGGCAUCUCUCUUGGUGCCUUUGCCUCGUCGAUGGCAUCUCUACAUUUGGCCAUUCGCUAGCAUGUUUUAUCCUGUCUUUUCUUAUGUUUAUUUCUUUCACUAUGACACCUAUCUUGGAUCAGAAGAAUGGACUUUUGUUACAUUAGGAAGCAUAAUCACUUUACAUGCUUUGACAUUUUUAGUUUGUCAAUGGAGUGUUGAUUUAAAGGCACUUUUUACAUGUAUUAGAGAAAAAGAUGUUCAUAAGGCAAGCAUUAUCAAGAUUGUGCCCUAUCGCUAUCAAGGUAAAGGCAUGUUGGUCGAUUUAGAACACAGCAAGUCAAUUGAUACCAACGAAGAUGAGAUUUCUUUUAUUUUCCAACAAAAGAAAUUUAUUUGGAAUCCUGACAAGAAGCAAUUCGAACAACUUCUUUAUCCUGCAGACACCAAUCACACCGUUGGACCCUACCAAAAUACAAAAGGAUUGACAACAAAGAAGGAAAUUGAAUAUCUUGCUCAUACAUACGGAAUGAACAAGUUUGAUAUUCCCUUGCCUACAUUUAUGGAACUCUUCAAAGAACAUGCUGUUGCACCUUUCUUUGUCUUUCAAAUUUUCUGUGUUGGCCUUUGGUGUUUAGACGAAUAUUGGUAUUAUUCACUCUUCACGCUUGUCAUGUUGGUUGUCUUUGAAUGUACCGUAGUCUAUCAACGUCUUCGUACCAUUGGUGAAUUCCGUGGCAUGAAUCAAAAGCCCUAUCCUGUUUAUGUCAAGAGAGAGAGAAAAUGGAUUCAGAUCCAGAGUGAUGAACUGUUGCCUGGAGAUGUUGUAUCUAUUGUACGUACAAAAGAAGACCAAGGCGUGCCUUGUGAUUUAGUUAUUGCAGAUGGUUCUUGCAUUGUUAACGAAGCCAUGCUUUCUGGUGAAUCUACACCAUUGAUCAAGGAAUCUGUUGCUCUUAGACACUCUGAAGAAGAAUUUGACAUGAACGCAACUGAUAGAUUGAAUGUUCUCUACGGCGGUACUAAAGUACUUCAGGUAUCACCACCCAAGACUGAAAUUCCUCCUGAUCAUGGCUGUGUAUGUGUUGUCGCACGUACUGGCUUUGGCACUUCUCAAGGUGAACUUGUUCGCACAAUGAUCUUUUCUACUGAACGUGUCUCUGCCAACAACUUUGAAGCUUUGUUGUUCAUCCUCUUCUUGUUGAUCUUUGCCAUUGCUGCAUCUGCUUAUGUAUGGCAAAAGGGUGUUGAAAACGAUCGUAAGCGUUCAAAGCUUUUGCUCGACUGUAUCUUGAUCAUCACUUCUGUUGUCCCUCCUGAACUUCCUAUGGAAUUAAGUUUGGCUGUUAACAGCAGUUUGGUUGCUCUCUCAAAGUUUGCCAUUUUCUGCACUGAGCCAUUCCGUAUUCCCUUCGCUGGUCGAGUGGAUGUUUGUUGCUUUGACAAGACAGGUACAUUGACAGGCGAAGAUCUCGUGUUUGAAGGUGUUGCCUUUGCCGAUUCCUCCAAGCCAACUACUGAUUUGUCAACUGCUACUGAAGUUCCCAAGGAAACACAAUGGGUAUUGGCCAGCGCUCAUGCAUUGGUUCAGUUAGAAGAUGGUAUCGUUGGUGAUCCUAUGGAGAAGGAAACUCUCAAGGCACUUGGCUGGGAAUUGUUACCCAAUGACAUUGUUGCACCCAAAGGAGAAAAGCGAUCCCAGCAUUUGCAAAUUCGUCGUCGUUAUCAAUUCUCCUCUGCUCUUAAACGCCAAUCAUCUGUUUCAACCUUGGUUCAUCCUUCCUUGAGUGGUCCUAAAACGUUUGUUGCAGUUAAAGGUGCUCCUGAAACAUUGAGAACCAUGUACAGUCAAGUUCCUGAAAAGUAUGUUGAUAUCUAUAGACACUUCACUAGUAAGGGUAGCAGAGUCUUGGCACUUGGCUAUAAAAUACUUGACACUCAAUUAAGCGCUAAUGAAAUCAAUGACCUUGCUCGUGAAUCUGUUGAAUCUGACUUGAUCUUUGCUGGCUUCAUCGUAUUUACUUGCCCGCUCAAGGAAGACGCUGUUGUUGCCCUCAAGGAACUCAAUGAAUCCUCUCACCGUUGUAUCAUGAUUACAGGCGAUAAUCCUCUGACUGCCUGUGCUGUUGCUCGUGAUGUUGCUAUUAUUGAACGCGAUGUGUUGAUUGUCGAUAGAGAUGAGACCAGAAAGGAUAACCUUGUUGUAUUUCACUCUAUUGAUGAAAGCUACCGAAUUGAAUUUGACCCUACCAAGCCUUUAGACAGCAAAGUUUUGGACAACUAUGACCUUUGCUUGACUGGAUCCGCUAUGAGCCAAUUCAUGUUGAACAAGGAAAACAUGAAUGUAAUUCUUGAGCAUACUUGGGUUUACGCACGAGUUUCUCCUUCACAAAAGGAGUACAUCUUGACCGGCUUAAAGGAUCUCGGAUACACCACCCUAAUGGCUGGCGAUGGUACAAAUGACGUUGGCGCAUUGAAGCAAGCUCAUAUUGGUGUUGCUCUCUUGGACGGUACAAUGGAAGACCUUCAAAAGAUUGCUGAACGCCAACGUAUUGAACGUAUGAAGAUCAUGUAUGAACAGCAAAAGAGUAUUGCCGCUCGUUUCAAUCAGCCUCCUCCUCCACCUCCACCUGCCAUUGCUCAUCUUUACCCUGAAUUUGCAGCACAAAUUGCUCAACAGCAAAACCAAAACCUGACACCUGCUCAACGUCGCCAGAUGGAACAAAAGCGAAAGAUUGAAGAGGCUACUCAGCGAAUGAUGGAAGGCAUGGAUAUGGAAGAACCACCCACGAUCAAGUUUGGUGAUGCCUCUGUGGCCGCUCCCUUCACAUCUAAGCUUCGUAGCGUUACUUCAAUCAACAAUAUCAUCCGUCAAGGAAGAUGUACACUUGUUGCAACCAUCCAAAUGUACAAGAUUUUGGCUUUGAACUGUUUGAUUUCUGCUUACAGUUUAUCUGUUUUGUAUCUUGAUGGAAUUAAGUUUGGCGAUUACCAGCAUACCAUCUCUGGUAUGCUCAUGGCUGUUUGCUUCCUUUGUAUUUCAAGAGGAAAGCCUCUUGACAAACUGUCAAAGGAAAGGCCUCAACCAAACAUCUUUAAUCCCUAUAUCAUCUUGUCUGUCUUGGGUCAAUUUGCUAUUCAUAUUGCCUCAUUGGUUUAUAUCAACGCUCUUGCAAAAUCUUUGGAGCCACAAAAGGAAGUUGACCUUGAAGGCGAUUUUGAGCCAAGUUUAUUGAACAGCGCUAUUUACCUUAUCCAAUUGUCUAUGCAAGUAUCAACUUUUGCAAUCAACUAUCAGGGCCAUCCUUUCCGUGAACGUAUUCAGGAUAACAAGGCUCUUUACUAUGGUUUGAUGUCUGUUGGUGGUGUCGCAUUGGCUGGUGCUACUGAACUUUGGCCCGAAGUCAAUGAACAACUUCAAUUAGUUAAAUUCCCUGGAUCGUUCCGCUACAAAUUGACACUCUGUAUGGUCCUUGACUUUGGUAUUGCUUAUGCUAUCGAAAUAGUUACCAAACACCUCUUUGCUGAUAAUAAGGCAAAAGCAAUUGCUAGAAGAGAAAACAAAUAG
Molecule: messenger RNA, 5145 nt
Organism: Rhizopus microsporus ATCC 52813
Lineage: Eukaryota; Fungi; Mucoromycota; Mucoromycetes; Mucorales; Rhizopodaceae
Exons: 9
Coding region: 1-5145 (1714 amino acids)
Biological process (GO): intracellular calcium ion homeostasis
Cellular component (GO): endoplasmic reticulum membrane
Molecular function (GO): ATP hydrolysis activity; P-type ion transporter activity; ATP binding
Source: RefSeq, a predicted model, not a curated record